CCGCCCCUGUUUGGCCCCAGGCUGAGGACCCCGCUGCGCGGCCCCAGGCCCCAGCUCCCGGCUAUGGCCGCGGCCACCAUUGUGCACGACACGUCGGAGGCGGUGGAGCUGUGCCCCCUGUACGGCCUGUACCUGAAGCCCAUCACCAAGAUGACCAUCAGCGUGGCACUGCCGCAGCUGAAGCAGCCGGGCAAGUCCAUCUCCAACUGGGAGGUGAUGGAGCGGCUCAAGGGCAUGGUGCGCAGCCACCAGUUCUCGGCGCUGCGCAUCUCCAAGAGCACCAUGGACUUCAUCCGCUUCGAGGGCGAGGUGGAGAACCGCGGCCUGGUCAAGGCCUUCCUGGCCUGCCUGGACGGCAAGACCAUCAAGCUGAGCGGCUUCUCCGACAUCCUCAAGGUGCGCGCCGCCGAGUUCAAGAUCGACUUCCCCACGCGCCACGACUGGGACUCCUUCUUCCGCGACGCCAAGGACAUGAACGAGACGCUGCCGGGCGAGCGGCCCGACACCAUCCACCUGGAGGGCCUGCCCUGCAAGUGGUUCGCGCUCAAGGACUCAGGCUCCGAGAAGCCCAGCGAGGAGGUGCUGGUGCGCGUGUUCGAGAAGUUCGGGGCGAUCCGCAGCGUGGACAUCCCCAUGCUGGACCCCUACCGCGAGGAGAUGACCGGCCGCACCUUCCACACCUUCAGCUUCGGGGGCCACCUGAACUUCGAGGCCUACGUGCAGUACCGCGAGUACGUGGGCUUCAUCCAGGCCAUGAGCGCCCUGCGCGGCAUGAAGCUCAUGUACAAGGGCGAGGACGGCAAGGCCGUGGCCUGCAACAUCAAGGGUGCCUGUGACGUUCUUACCACCUUCCUGGGUUCUGGACUCACGCGGACGCCCCAGUGCACGUGA
Suricata suricatta (meerkat) is the source of this 891-nucleotide messenger RNA. RefSeq names its product A-kinase anchoring protein 17A (gene AKAP17A). Lineage: Eukaryota; Metazoa; Chordata; Mammalia; Carnivora; Herpestidae. Gene Ontology annotation, molecular function: protein kinase A binding; RNA binding. The record is from RefSeq and is a predicted model, not a curated record. The coding region runs from base 64 to 891 and encodes 275 amino acids. Gene Ontology annotation, cellular component: cytosol; nuclear speck. The transcript is spliced from 3 exons. Gene Ontology annotation, biological process: regulation of RNA splicing.